AUGGCAGACACUGAAUCUCAGGCAGCGCAAGCCCAUCAACAUGCAGUCGAAUUGAACAGACAGGCAUUUGACGAAGUGCUAGCUCAGAAAUAUGAGAAAAAGGAAACACAAAUCUUAAUGGCUUAUUUAUUUGUUAAGCAUAUGUUGGAGUUUGAUUUAAGUUUACCGGUAAAACGAAAGAGUUUGGCGGAGUCAGAACUAUUGUUGGGUGAUGCUCAAUUACCAUUUAAUGGGUUUAAUAGAAAUGAAAUUUUGCCUGAUCCAAAGACGUACUUGGCAAACUACCCAAAUUCAAUUUUCCAUCCAGGUGUGAAGUUGUUGGAUUUCGCUUGUGGGACUGGGAUGGUGACUGAGUUGUUUGUGCCUUACUUGACACUGGAUAGUAAGAAAAGUGAUGCAGAGGUCAAGAGCGAGAUUGUCGGCAUUGAUAUUGGGCCUACUUUCUUGAAGUAUUUUAAUGAGAGAGCUGCUAAGUCGAGUAGUGACAAAUUAUCAAUGAAGUCUUAUGAAUACGAUGUGCUUGAUCCAAAAUUACAACCAGAGUUGACGAAGUUUAACAACCACUUUGAUGUCAUAUUUUCCACUAUAUCUUACCAUCACAUUCAUAAUUAUCAACAAGUAACCAAGAAAUUGGCAGAAUUCUUGAGACCCGGUGGAUGGAUGUUUAUUAUUGACUUUUACAAUGAAGACGUUGAAGAGAUUGACGAUUCUGACAUGAGAUCCUUAUCGAAUGAAGUUCAACAUAUGGGUGGAUUAAAAAUCGAUAAAUUAAACCACACAUUGGGUGAAAUUUCGGGAUUAGUGAAUGUAUCGAGUGCCAGAGAAUUUCGGGCAAAGUUAUGGCAGCCAGAUGUAUUUAUUCGUAGUCACAGUACUAAAUCCAUGGUUGAUAAAAUGAAGAACGGCGAGUUAGAGAGUAAAGAGAUUGAAGGACAGAUGAAUUACCUUGUUGAGAAUAGUUUUAUUUAUGCCAUUGGGCAAAAACCAGAAUCAAAAGUGAAGUAA
Lodderomyces margitis is the source of this 1005-nucleotide messenger RNA. RefSeq names its product class I SAM-dependent methyltransferase. Bases 1 to 1005 code for a protein of 334 amino acids. The record is from RefSeq and is a predicted model, not a curated record. NCBI's taxonomy places the organism in Eukaryota, Fungi, Ascomycota, Pichiomycetes, Serinales, Debaryomycetaceae. The transcript has a single exon.